AUGGACUCCACCGGCAGAGCGGGGCCCCGGAUGCAGGGCUGGAGGUUGCUGCUGCUGUGGCUGUUGCUUCGAGAAGGAGCACUGGCCCUGGAGUGCUACAGCUGCGUGCAGAAAGCAGACAAUGGGUGUGCACCCCACAAGAUGAAGACGGUGAAGUGCGCUGAGGGCGUGGAAGUCUGCACCGAGGCUGUGGGGGCGGUGGAGACGAUCCACGGGCAAUUCUCAGUGGCAAUUCGGGGCUGUGGCUCUGGAAUUCCCGGCAAGAACGACCGCGGACUGGACCUGCAUGGGAUUCUGGCCUUCCUCCAGCUGCAGCAAUGCACCCAGGACCGCUGCAACUCCAAGCUCAACCUCAGCUCCCGGGCACUGGACCCGGCAGGAAACGCCAGUGCUCCUCACCACAAUGGUACAGAAUGCUACAGCUGUGUGGGCCUGGGCCGUGACGCAUGCAAGGGCACUGUGCCACCGGUCGUGAGUUGUUACAAUGCCAGCGACCGCUUCUACAAGGGCUGCUUCGACGGCAAUGUCACUUUGACGGCAGCUAACGUGACUGUGUCCUUGCCUGUCCGGGGCUGCGUCCAGGACGAUCUCUGCACCCGGGAUUCGGUGACUGGCCCGGGGUUCACUCUCAGCGGCUCCUGCUGUCGGGGGUCCCGCUGUAACUCAGACCUGCGCAACAAGACCUAUUUCUCCUCUCGAAUCCCACCUCUGGUGCUGCUGUCUCCUCCCCCUCCUCCUAAGGCCACCUCUGGGGCCCCCAACACCACCUCCUCGGCCACCACUUCCACCGCCGCCCCCACCACCUCCACCAGCCCCACUCCCACCUCUGCACCCCCAACCACCCAAGCGCCUACCAGCCAGUCUCCUCCAAAGGUUAAUGAAGUCGAGGUGUUGAAGGAAGAGGGGUUCAACUUGGCAGGUGGGGCUGCAGCUGGCCACCAGGACCGUAGUAACAACUUCCAGUUAGACACGAAAGGUUGGACCACCAGUAAGGGCUCCACGGCUCCCUCUGCCCAGCUGGCGGCUCUACUCUUGGCGGUGGCUGCUAGAGCCCUGUUCUGA
Suncus etruscus (white-toothed pygmy shrew) is the source of this 1062-nucleotide messenger RNA. It is a transcript of the gene LYPD3, whose product is annotated as LY6/PLAUR domain containing 3. Lineage: Eukaryota; Metazoa; Chordata; Mammalia; Eulipotyphla; Soricidae. The record is from RefSeq and is a predicted model, not a curated record. Gene Ontology annotation, cellular component: plasma membrane. The transcript has 5 exons. Bases 1 to 1062 code for a protein of 353 amino acids.